AUGGCCCUAUGUGUCGAUCGCCAAGGCCAUAAAGCCUCCAUCCGCAACAAGGUCUGGAAGGAGUUGCGAAAAGUGGCAUACCCGGACUCCCGUUUCCACUAUGACUUCUCCAGCUUCAUCGCGGAUUUCCAAGGCUCACAGGAGGCCAACGACAGGCUGAUGGCUCUUCCGAGCUUCAAGUCUUGUAGCACUGUCUUCAUAACCCCGGACAACGGUCUCGAGUAUCUGCGAGAGAAGACGCUAGAAGCUGGCAUCAAAGUUUUAAUGACGACAUAUGGCAUACGGAGGGGUUUCUGGCUGCUUGAUCCGGCGAAUAUCGAUCCUUCGUUGCACAAGUACGCGUCAACCCUGGACGGCAUGGAAAAGGUUGGAAAGCCGGUCUCUCUGGAGGAAAUAGUCACCAUGGGACUCUCGAUAGGCUUGAUGGUCACGGGGACAGGAGCCAUCAAUGAGAAAGGCGUACGGUUUGGUAAGGGGCACGGCUUCUUCGAUCUUGAAUGGGGGAUGUUAUUCACGAAGGGCGUUGUUGGCCCGGACACGGUCACUGUCGCAUUGGUGCAUGAUUGUCAGGUCCUCACAGAAGAGCUCAUACCAGACGAGUUUGACACAGUGUGUGAUUUUGUGAUCACACCAACCAGAGUCAUGGAAGUUGGAGCUGUCAAGAAGCCUACUUGUGGGAUCAUCUGGGAACGGUUAGAGACUGGGAUGCUAGAGGAUAUACCGCCGUUGCAGGAGCUCAAAGAAGCGCCACCUUUCACCAAAGCCCAAUAG
This is a messenger RNA of Pseudomassariella vexata, 771 nucleotides long. RefSeq names its product 5-formyltetrahydrofolate cyclo-ligase. The transcript has a single exon. The record is from RefSeq and is a predicted model, not a curated record. Bases 1 to 771 code for a protein of 256 amino acids. Gene Ontology annotation, cellular component: cytoplasm. Lineage: Eukaryota; Fungi; Ascomycota; Sordariomycetes; Amphisphaeriales; Pseudomassariaceae.